This is a messenger RNA of Penicillium canariense, 711 nucleotides long. RefSeq names its product HD domain-containing protein. Bases 1 to 711 code for a protein of 236 amino acids. NCBI's taxonomy places the organism in Eukaryota, Fungi, Ascomycota, Eurotiomycetes, Eurotiales, Aspergillaceae. The record is from RefSeq and is a predicted model, not a curated record. The transcript has a single exon.
AUGGAGGCCACCAGCGCGCAAUUCCAGACCCUAUAUACCGCCAUGUCGGCCUUCGUGGACUCCUGCAUGUCCGGCCACGAUCCAUCCCACAAUCCAGCCCACGUCCACCGGGUCGCUGCGUUGGCGAACACCAUCCUCGAAGCCGAGCAGGCGCUACACCCUGCCUCAAGGCUCGACGCAGUCGUGGUCAAGCUCGCAGCCCUGCUGCAUGACAUUGGAGACCGAAAAUACCUCCCAAGCCUCGCAUCUGCAACGGGCGACCAAGCCGAAGCGACACUUGACCCCAAGAUCAUGGUGGAAUUUGCGCUGCUCAAGCACGGUGCCCCGGCGGAGCUCGCCGCCAAAGUGCAGAUGGUUGUAUCACAUGUCUCGUAUACAACCGAGUGCAAGGAUCCAUCUGUGAUUCGACGGUUGAUUGAUCAGCAGGGGUAUCCUGAGCUAGCAGUUGUGCAAGACGCGGACCGGCUGGAUGCAAUUGGCGCUAUUGGCAUCGGGCGAACUUUCACCUUCCUUGGUGCGCAGGGGAAGAAGUUUGCUGGGGAUGGCAAGUGGGAGAUGAACAACUCCAUUGAGCAUUUUGUGGAGAAGCUGGAGAGGCUCGAGGGGAUGAUGAAGACGGAGACUGGGCGGAAGAUGGCACAAGUGCGGACGGAGAGGCUUAAAACUUUCCGUGGUUGGUGGGAAGAGGAGAUGGAAGUUGCUACGGUCUAA